CUCCUACAAGGGGGGGGGGCGGUGGAUUCCUGCAGCGCACAAAGAAAGGGGUGCAAUACCCGCUACCCGUGGCCUGCUCCGCGUCUCGGAGGAGUAGCUUGGAUGCGUUUCAAGAGAAAGGCGCCCUCCUACCUUCACGCGUUGCGCUCCCUACGCCGCGUGAGUGUGCCCUGAUGUUUUUUCGUGCGGGGGAGUCGAGCGGAGGACCAGACGCGCCACGAGUCCUUUUCGCGAACGAGUCGUGGGUGAAAAUCGCAAGUUUGCCCUCCCAAAAGUGCAAAUGCCUGCGAUGGAUUUUCUAAAUCACCCACUUUGAGGACAUUCAUCAUCCGAGGUUUUGUCGGCGCGCUCCGACGCGCGCCGCGCUAUUGGCCGGGGCGCGCCAUGUGACCGCUCAACUUUGCACUUUUGCCCGGGCGGAGGAGGGAUUUAGGAGCAGAAAACGACAAACGCGAGAAAAAUUAGUAUUUUUCCACCCUCCGAAAUUUAUGGCCAUGAGCUCGUUCUUGAUGAACUCCAACUAUGUGGACCCCAAAUUCCCUCCGUGCGAGGAGUACUCGCAAAACAGCUACAUCCCUGAGCAGGAUGCUGAGUUUUACGCUGGCGGGGGGCAGCCGGCGCCCGCACCGACAUUCCCCGCGCCGCCGCACCAAGCGCUGUACGAGUCUGCGACCGACUACAGCCCCGAGGAGCCGGGCUACAGCUGCGAGCGCCUCCUGCACGUCUCCGCGGCGGCGGCUGCGGCUGCUGCGGCCGCCGCCGCCGGCCGGGGUCUCGGCCAGGCACGCCGGCCGCCCGACUCCCAGAGCCGCGGCCCCGAGGCGAGACAAGCGGCUCAGCACCGCUCCAAGGAGUGCGGCGAAUCGGAGGGCGCGGCGCUGGCAUCGGGAGUGUGUAGCCAGAGCGGCGCGGGCGGACAGCAGCAGCAGAGUCAGCAGCAGCAGCAGAACGGAGGAGCGGCACUGAAGCAGCCGGUCGUGUACCCGUGGAUGAAAAAGAUCCACGUGAGCACAGUGAACCCCAACUACACCGGCGGGGAGCUGAAGCGCUCGCGCACCGCCUACACGCGGCAGCAGGUGCUGGAGCUGGAGAAGGAGUUCCACUUCAACCGCUACCUCACCCGCCGGCGCCGCAUCGAGAUCGCGCACGCGCUCUGCCUCACCGAGCGCCAGAUCAAAAUCUGGUUCCAGAAUCGGCGCAUGAAGUGGAAGAAGGACCACAAACUCCCCAACACCAAGGUCAAAUUGAACACAGCCUCGUCCACCCCUGCCAACCCCGUGUCGCAGGGCGCUUCGCAGUGUUAAGUGGGGGGGGGGGGGGGGGGGGAAGGGAAGUCGGGGAGCGCGGCGCUCUCGAGCGUUCGAGUCGGUGGUGUCCGCGGGUUCCGAUGCCGCGUGCCCCCCCCCCCCCCCCACUUCUUGCUCUCAGACGCGGGGCGGGGGGGGGCUCCUGAGGUUUCUCGCCGUUCACGGACGGCCGAGACCGGCGAAAGGAUCGGGGCGUUGACGCGAGUUUGCAUUCAUUCCAGUCUCGUAAACAUUUCCGUAUUUAAUUCACAGCUUUAAAGUUGCAGCUUCUCUCGACGUGUGUCAAAAUCGCCCCGCCUGGUGUUGCAGGAUGUCAUUUAGGUGAAAUGUUGUGGCUUCACGUGCAGUAUUUAUAUACUAUUUGUAAAACGCAAUAAAAUUCGGACGAAAAGUUCAUUUUUUGUUUAAUGUGAACGCGGUGUACUAUACUUAUAAUAUUGACAAUAAUAUUAAUUAUAUGAACAAAAAAACACCCACACAAUUCUGUCCAUGUAUAUAUUCUUGCAUUUUUAGAAGAAGAAAAAAAACCUAUGUAGGUAUAGGUGCUGCCCUUGUGUUGUAAAUUAUAUUGUUGGUGUAAUUUAUUUUUUUAUAUAACAUCUCCGACUGUCGUACGAAAUAUUUUUGCUGUCUCGGGUUCUCACUGUUCUUUAAGCGUCACUUUUGUCGGCAUUUGUUACAUUUUAUACAAGAGGCGGCGGUGCAAGACGUCGUGGUGGAAGGUUCUUGUCUCGUGUUAUACAGGGUUGGGCAUUUGAAUGUCGUUGCAUAACGUUGCAAGUAAUCCGCUCGGCGGCCACACACACAGACACAACACACAGACACACACACGCGCGCGCACGCACCCAGGAGCCAACGUAGACUGAGCCGCGGGGAUACUUUAGACCACGGAGAUUCGUUUAAGAGUGCCCCCUGAACGCGCAGGGGGGGGGGGGGGGCUAUCCGUCGUGCGCGCAGCGAACGACAGAGAACGACAGCAAACGUCGUAAAUAAAGUGUUUCUCAAAUGUCAAGUGGCUCGCUC
Messenger RNA from Petromyzon marinus (sea lamprey), 2330 nucleotides. Its product is annotated as homeobox protein Hox-B4. The record is from RefSeq and is a predicted model, not a curated record. Gene Ontology annotation, molecular function: DNA-binding transcription factor activity, RNA polymerase II-specific; RNA polymerase II cis-regulatory region sequence-specific DNA binding. Gene Ontology annotation, cellular component: nucleoplasm; nucleus. Gene Ontology annotation, biological process: positive regulation of transcription by RNA polymerase II; anterior/posterior pattern specification. Lineage: Eukaryota; Metazoa; Chordata; Hyperoartia; Petromyzontiformes; Petromyzontidae.